AUGGUUCAAUCCGCCGUUCUCGGUUUCCCUCGUAUGGGCCGUCUCCGUGACCUGAAGAAAGCCACGGAAGCCUACUGGGGUGGCAAGCUCUCCCGCGAUGACCUUCUCGCGGAGGGCAAGCGCCUCCGUGCUGAGCACUGGGGCCUGAUCAAGAAGGCCGGCGUUGACUCCAUUCCUAGCAACGACUUUGCUUUCUACGACCAGGUUCUCGAUCACAUCCAGCUCUUCGGCGUUGUUCCCGAGCGCUACUCCAAGCACAAGCUUCACCCCCUCGAUGAGUACUUCGCCAUGGGCCGUGGUCUCCAGAAGGAGGGUGUUGAUGUUCCCGCUUUGGAGAUGGUGAAGUGGUUUGACUCCAACUAUCACUACGUCAAGCCUACCCUGCAGGAUAACCAGGUCUUCACACUCGCUACCGAGCCCAAGCCCGUGACUGAAUUCCUCGAGGCCAAGGCUCAGGGUGUGAUCACCCGCCCCGUCAUCCUGGGACCUGUCUCCUUCCUCACCCUCGGUAAGGCUGAUCGUGGCCAGUCCGUGGACCCCAUUGACAAGUUGAACGACCUGCUGCCCCUCUAUGUGGAGCUCCUGUCCAAGCUCAAGAGUGCUGGUGCCGAGGACGUUCAGAUUGAUGAACCCGUCCUCGUCUUCGACCUGGCCUCGAAGUCCAAGGCCGCCUUCAAGCCCGCGUACGAGGCCCUCGGCAGCCUCGGUGACAAGGCUCCCCGCCUCACCCUCGCUACCUACUUCGGUGACAUCGUCCACAACAUUGAUGUCCUCUCCUCCCUUCAGAACCUCCACGCCAUUCACGUGGACCUGGUCCGCAACCCCGAGCAGCUCGAGGCUGUUGCUGGUGCUCUUGGCCCCAAGCAAACCCUGUCUGCUGGUGUUGUUGACGGUCGUAACAUCUGGAAGACCAACUUCAAGAAUGCCAUUGAGAAGGUCGAGGCUGCUAUUCAGAAGCUCGGCAAGGACCGCGUCGUCGUUGCCACUUCCAGCUCCCUUCUCCACGUCCCCCACACCCUCGAGAGCGAGAAGAAGCUCGACCCCGAGGUCCUUGACUGGUUCAGCUUCGCCGUCGAGAAGUUGACCGAGGUCGCCGUCAUUGCCAAGGCCGUCACCGAGGGCCCCUCCUCCGUCAGCGCUGAGCUGGAGGCCAACGCGAAGUCUAUGCACUCCCGUGCCACUUCUGCCCGCACCAACGACCCCAAGGUCAAGGCCCGUCAGGGUGCCGUCACUGAGGAGAUGCACAACCGCAAGUCUCCCUUCGCUACUCGCAUCGCUGAGCAGACCAAGUUCAUCAAGCUUCCUCUCUUCCCCACCACCACCAUCGGUUCCUUCCCUCAGACCCAGAACAUCCGUGUGACCCGUAACAAGUUCACCAAGGGGGAGAUUACCUCUCAAGAGUAUGAGAAGUUCAUCGAGAAGGAGAUCCAAGAUGUUGUCAAGUUGCAGGAGGAGCUUGACCUCGACGUUCUCGUCCACGGUGAGCCCGAGCGUAAUGACAUGGUCCAGUACUUCGGUGAGCGUCUUGACGGUUAUGCCUUCACCACCAUGGCCUGGGUGCAGAGCUACGGUUCUCGCUGUGUUCGUCCCCCUAUCAUUGUCGGUGACAUUUCCCGUCCGGCCCCCAUGACCGUGAAGGAGUCCAAGUACGCUGUCUCUCUCACCUCCAAGCCCAUGAAGGGUAUGCUCACUGGCCCCAUCACCUGUCUGCGGUGGUCUUUCCCCCGUGAUGAUGUCCACCAGUCUGUCCAGGCUCAGCAGCUCGCUCUCGCUCUCCGCGACGAGGUUGCUGACCUUGAGGCUGCCGGUGUGAAGGUCAUCCAGGUUGACGAGCCCGCUCUCCGUGAGGGUCUUCCCCUCCGCAAGGGCUCUGAGCGUGAUGCUUACGUCAAGUGGGCCGUCAACGCCUUCAAGCUCUCCACUGCCGUGGCCCGUGACGAGACUCAGAUCCACUCCCACUUCUGUUACUCUGAGUUCCAGGACUUCUUCCACGCCAUUGCUGCUCUGGAUACCGAUGUUCUGUCCAUUGAGAACAGCAAGUCUGAUGCCAAGCUCCUCAAGGUCUUCAUUGAUGAGAAGUUCGGUGCUCAGAUCGGACCUGGUGUCUUUGACAUCCACUCUCCUCGUGUCCCCAGCGAGCAGGAGAUGAAGGACCGUAUUGAGGAGAUGCUUCAGUUCCUCCGCCCUGACCAGCUCUGGAUCAACCCCGACUGCGGUCUCAAGACCCGUAAGGAGGAUGAGUGCAUUGGCCAGCUCAAGUCCAUGGUGGCUGCUGCCAAGUACUACCGCCAGAAGUACUCCCAGUAG
Penicillium diatomitis is the source of this 2307-nucleotide messenger RNA. RefSeq names its product 5-methyltetrahydropteroyltriglutamate--homocysteine S-methyltransferase. The record is from RefSeq and is a predicted model, not a curated record. The transcript is spliced from 3 exons. The coding region runs from base 1 to 2307 and encodes 768 amino acids. Lineage: Eukaryota; Fungi; Ascomycota; Eurotiomycetes; Eurotiales; Aspergillaceae. Gene Ontology annotation, molecular function: zinc ion binding; 5-methyltetrahydropteroyltriglutamate-homocysteine S-methyltransferase activity.